This is a messenger RNA of Vicia villosa (hairy vetch), 889 nucleotides long. RefSeq lists its product as uncharacterized. The record is from RefSeq and is a predicted model, not a curated record. Lineage: Eukaryota; Viridiplantae; Streptophyta; Magnoliopsida; Fabales; Fabaceae. The transcript is spliced from 3 exons. Bases 66 to 728 code for a protein of 220 amino acids.
AUGUCCACAACAAGAAUCUUCAUACUUACAACAAAACUUAAUAUAUUAUAACAAAAGUUACAAAGAUGAAUGUCAAGCCCGUUAUCUUCUUGUGCUUCCUCUACGCACUACUUCUCAUCGCUUCUGAAGCCACUGAACCGUCCAAAGAUGAAAAACAAGCAGAUGAAGCAGAAGUAUCAAAAACAAAUGUUGGUAUAGACAGCUGGGAAGCAAAACCUCUCAGAGGACCAGGCGGCGGAGGUCCAGGUGGAGGAGGUCCAGGCGGAGGAGGACCAGGCGGCGGUCCAGGUGGAGGAGGACCAGGUGGUGGCGGACCAGGCGGCGGUCCAGGUGGAGGAAGACCAGGUGGUGGAGGUGGAGGACCAGGCGGCGGUCUAGGCGGCGGGCCUCACGGAGGCCGCGGUGGCGACGGACCAGACAGAGGUCCUGGCGGUGGAGGGCCAGGAAGAGGCCCCGGUGGAGGAGGUCCUGGUGGAGGAGGGCCAGGAAGAGGUCCCGGUGGAGGAGGACCAGGCAGAGGUCCAGGAGGCCCUCCUGGCGGAGGAGGAGGUGGAGGACACGGUGGUAGAGCGGAGAAAAGUGAAGGAUCCAAAACUAAAGGGGGAUCACAUGGAGGUGGUGGAAGUGGACACAAUGGUGGAGGAGGUGGAGGAGGUGGAGGACACGGUGGUGGAGGAGGUGGAGGACACGGUGGUGGCAAAAAAGGAGGACGUGGGGGAAGUCCAUGAAAACAAUAACACGUGCACACAUGCAUGCAUGUGUGUAAAUAAAGUUGAAGUAAAAAAUGUAAAAUAAAGCAUGGAGUGUAUCAUCAUAUUUCAUGGCUAGUUUGUCAUAGGAUGAAUGUUCCGUUUUUUAGUUAAUAAUGUUGCUACUUAUAUCUAGUUAA